AUGCCCGCGGAAGCCGGUGUGGAAAUUCUUAACCCUUAUACCGGAAUCGUGUGGAAGGGUGGAGAAACCGAACAAAUUAAAUGGCAAGAUAAUAAUCAAGCUCCAUUAUUGUCUACUUUGACUAACCUGGUCUUUGAAUUAAUGGCCGGCACGCAAGAUACUCAAUUUCCAGUUGCACAAAUCGCGAACAAUGUUCAAGGAAGCUCCUUAUCAUUAACUUAUACCGUACCUGCUAACCUCGGUCCUCAGGGGAGUUUCUACUUCAUAAGAGUAACCCAACCAUCCAGCUCCUAUACCGCCUACUCUGCCGAUUUCGAAAUAGAUAACAUUAAUGGUACAAUUCCCAAUUUUAACCCUAGCAAUCCCGGCACUCCGUUAACCAGCACAACUGCCGACGCUAGCUCCACCGCCAGCUCCAGUUCUACCCCGUCUUCCUCUGCCAACGUCACCACAACUGCCUCGGCUCAUAAGACCAACAGCGCUCUUUCAUCCACGGAUAGUUCAUCCCAAACCUCGAGCGAUCAAUUAGUAACUGCAGCAAGUGCCACUAGUAAUGGAAGUGGAUCCACAAGCACACCCUCUCCACAGUCCAAGUCAAGUAGCAACAAAUUGGCGAUUAAUGUAUAUGUAUUGUCAUUGGCCCUACUUGCUAUGUCAUUUUACUUAUACUAG
Messenger RNA from Acaulospora colombiana, 672 nucleotides. Lineage: Eukaryota; Fungi; Glomeromycota; Glomeromycetes; Diversisporales; Acaulosporaceae. The record is from the annotation of a GenBank genome assembly.